Pteronotus mesoamericanus is the source of this 1773-nucleotide messenger RNA. It is a transcript of the gene EME1, whose product is annotated as essential meiotic structure-specific endonuclease 1. Gene Ontology annotation, cellular component: nucleus; Holliday junction resolvase complex. The coding region runs from base 1 to 1773 and encodes 590 amino acids. The record is from RefSeq and is a predicted model, not a curated record. Gene Ontology annotation, molecular function: crossover junction DNA endonuclease activity; DNA binding. Gene Ontology annotation, biological process: resolution of meiotic recombination intermediates; double-strand break repair; replication fork processing. NCBI's taxonomy places the organism in Eukaryota, Metazoa, Chordata, Mammalia, Chiroptera, Mormoopidae. The transcript has 8 exons.
AUGGCUCGAAAGAAGUCGUCACUCUCACUGGAAUCCAGUGAGACUGAUUUUGAGGAGUUGCCAGUAUUUGCCUUUCUGAAGAAGGAACCAUCUUCAACGACGAGGAAGCAGCCUCAGAGGGAAGAGAAGAUUGUGGUGGUUGAUACCUCAGAAUCUGAGGCCUCCGGUCCUCCAUCACCAAGGUUGGAAGAUCCACCGCCUGUCCCAGACGCAGCAGAAACUGUAACACAAACACAGUCAGCCAGGGUGCUAAGCAGUGGAAGUGAGGAUGAGGAGGAACUUAUUCCCCUGGCUGAGAGGCUUACUUGUAAGUUUUUGACCCACAAGCAGCUGAGCCCUGAGGACUCUAGCUCCCCAGUUAAAAGUGUUUUGGAUCAUAAAAAUAACGAAGGAGCGUCAUGUGACUGGAAAAAACAGUUGUGUCCAAAGAUCCCUGAUGUUCCCCUCUGUUCCACCUCAGAGAGGUGGACAUCAAAUAACAAGGACCCUAUGGUAGACAUGCCAUGCCACGAGCUUCCAACAUACCAUGCUACCUGCCCUCUCCAGAGCUACAACUUGACGGUAACAAAAACAAAUGCUGAGGUCCUUCCACCUCAGAAGAGAACCAAGCACAGUCCGAAGGUCCAGAAGAGAGGCUCAAAGGGAUGCCAGCCACGGGGACAAGCAAGCCAGAAGGAAAACGCCCUGACACAAUUGCAAAGGAAAAAGGAGGCAGCACCGGUCAGCAGGCCAAAAGCCCAGAGGCCGGAGGAGUGCCUGAAACACCUUGUUGUGGUGCUGGAUCCAGUGCUUUUGGAGAUGGAAGGUGGGGGCCAGCUCCUCGGAGCCCUGCAGUCCAUGGAGUGCCGCUGUGUGAUUGAGGCCCAGGCCGUGCCGCGCAGCAUCACCUGGAGGAGACGGGCUGGGCCGGCUGAUGGAGAGGAGGGCUGGGUGGAGGAGCCAAUGGUCCUGGUGCUACUCCUGGCAGAGGCGUUUGUGGUCAUGAUCCACAACUUCAAGCAGGGAAGUAUAGGCAGCACUGAGAAAGGGAAGGAAACACUUCGGAGCUUUGUAACUGACAUCACAGCGAGGACAGCAGGGAAGGCUCUGUCAUUGGUGAUUGUGGAUCCGGAGAAAUGCUUCAGCCUGAAGGCCCCGCUCUGCUUUGAUUUCCUUCCCUGCUCCAGUGCUCCAAAUCCUCCAAGGAGAAGGAAGCAGGAAGUGGCAAACAGAGAACAGGCCAAGAAGAAGAAAAAUAAACCACCAGAGGCCAAAACAGAGCCCAUGGUGUCCAGGGUAGACGUGGAGAAGGCAUUGGUGGAUCUGCAGCUACACACGCACACCCAGGCCCGAGUUGUGCAGAGCUGGAAAGAGCUGGCCGACUUUGCGUGCACGUUCACAAAGGCUGUGGCUGAGGCGCCCUUCAAGAAACUCCGAGAUCAAACCAGUUUCUCCUUCUGCCUGGAGAGUGACUGGGCUGCAGGGGCAAAGGUGGACCGUGUUGGCAGGGGACUUGCUCAGGUCUGGAGGAGACAGAUUCAGCAGCUGAACCGCGUCAGCCAGGAAACGGCCAGUGCUAUUGUGGCCGCCUAUCCCUCCCCACAACUCCUGGUCCGGGCUUAUAGGCAGUGUUUUUCAGAGCAAGAACGCCAGAACCUGCUUGCAGACAUACAGGUGCGCCGCGGGGAAGGCGUGACAUCCACCUCCCGGCGUGUUGGACCAGAGCUGUCCAGGCGAAUCUACCUUCAGAUGACCACAUUGCAGCCAGACCUCUCUUUAGACAGUGCAGACUAA